AAUUCUAGUAAGAAAAAGACCACCAGGCCCACAACCCAUACCUUUACCCGGCACCAUUGGCCACACCAGCAGCUCAGCACGACUGUUCCCUUUUCUUCACUGUUUCCGUGUCUCCAAUUUUUGACUGAUAAUUAAUAUAUCUACAAAUCUAGGAAACAAGGGACAGAGAAAGAGAGGGAGGAGAAAAAACCCAUCAAGAAUUUCACUUUUCUUUCGUUUUUCAGCGUUUAUUUAUUGACCCAAAGAUCAAGGCUUGCAGAACGGGCAAGAAAAUCACAUCCCAUAACCUGUUUGGCAAUUUUCCAUAGGUAGGAGAUGUGUUUUCUUUCCAUAUUGGAGGUCCAAAGGUUGAUAUAAGCUUUGAGAAAAACCUAUUUGUUUUGCCGGAUUAUUGCUUGUAAAUGCAACUUUGUAGAUCAGUUGCAUCUUGGAUAUCCCGUAUCUUGGCUUGCAUGGGCUCUUGGCUUUUAUUUGGUGAUUUGGAAUCUUUUACUUGCUCAGAGGCUAAGCAAGUGUAUAAAACAGAAAUGAGCUGGUUCCUUUAUCAGAGCAGAAGUUGUCUUGGAUGCUGUAUGAAAUCUCCCCAUGUUGUUUCAGCGGAUAGGCCAUCCAAGAGACUGAAAGUUCCGAGCCAACGGUUGAGGAAAGCUAGUUUAAGAGACGACUUUUGGAGCAGUAGUGCGGGCGAGAUGGAGAAUAGCACAUUUCCUUCCCAGAGAAGCAUCUCAUCAAUUAGCACUUCAAAUCCUGCCCUUGAUCCUCACAGUAACUCUGGCACCACGAACAACACUUCAGAAUUUGUAAAUCAUGGUCUACUUCUUUGGAAUCAAACAAGGCAACAUUGGUGUGGAAGUAAAACAUCACAGAAGCGUGCUUCAGUUCGAGAACCAAAAUUAGGUUUUGAUACAAGUUACGAAACUUUGCUAGGGACCAAUAAGCGUUUCCCUCAACCAAUCCCUUUGUCGGAAAUGGUAGACUUUCUGGUCGAUGUCUGGGAACAAGAGGGGCUUUAUGAUUAAACAGCUGCAUAAUUCAUGAUUCUCAGCUGGCUGGAUUUGUGUUUUGCAAGUUUUGAAGAAACCAAAUCCAAAAAACAAAUUCAAACAGCCAUGUGUAAUCUCAGCAUCUGUGUUGAGAAGAAAAAUGAAACUUUUGUUACCAAAUGCCCCCAUUUCGACAUGUUAUCAUCUGAAAAGAAAAAAAGAAGCCUUUUCGACUAAUUUAUAGAUAUUAGUCAGGCUAAAAGUCAAGCACAAAGAGCCUUGGCUAAUUUAGAUACAUUGAUGGGUAGAGAAUUGAAUCUCUAUUCAUAAAUAUAACAUGUUCUUGUAGAUACUUGUACCUCAUAAGUUCUUUAUUGUUUCAUCCAGUUCUGAUGUAAUAUCUGUUUCUUCUUUCUUAUUUUGGAAAUGCUCUCCAUUUUCUUGCA
Nicotiana attenuata is the source of this 1429-nucleotide messenger RNA. RefSeq lists its product as uncharacterized. The transcript has 7 exons. The coding region runs from base 402 to 1019 and encodes 205 amino acids. Lineage: Eukaryota; Viridiplantae; Streptophyta; Magnoliopsida; Solanales; Solanaceae. The record is from RefSeq and is a predicted model, not a curated record.